AACACCCCCGUGUUCACCCCCGUUGUUGUCGUUUGUGCCCAGGCGUCGGUGCGUAAAGGGGUCCUGCCCAGCAUGCUGGAGGAGAUCCUGAACACCAGGAUCAUGGUGAAGCAGUCGAUGAAAGCUUUCAAGCAGGACAAGACCCUGAUGAGGCUGCUGGACGCGCGGCAGCUCGGACUCAAGCUCAUCGCCAACGUCACCUUCGGCUACACCGCCGCCAACUACUCUGGACGCAUGCCGAGCGUGGAGGUUGGAGACAGCAUCGUCCACAAAGCCAGGGAGACCCUGGAGAGAGCUAUCAAGAUGGUGAACGACACCAAGAAAUGGGGAGCGCGCGUUGUGUACGGAGACACUGACAGCAUGUUUGUUUUGCUGAAGGGAGCAACAAAAGAGCAGGCCUUCAGGAUCGGCAACGAGAUCGCAGAGGCCGUGACCGCCACCAACCCCAAGCCGGUCAAACUCAAGUUUGAGAAGGUGUACCUGCCCUGCGUGCUGCAGACAAAGAAGCGCUAUGUGGGCUACAUGUACGAGAGCCUCGACCAAAAGGAGCCCGUGUUCGAUGCCAAAGGGAUCGAGACGGUGCGCCGCGACGGCUGCCCCGCUGUUUCCAAGAUCCUGGAGCGUUCCAUCAAGCUGUUGUUUGAGACCCGGGACAUCAGCCAGGUGAAGCAGUUCGUGCAACAUCAGUGCAUGAAGGUCCUCGAUGGCCGGGCCAGCAUGCAGGACCUGACCUUCGCCAAGGAGUACCGGGGCAGCAGCUCAUACCGGCCCGGAGCCUGCGUCCCUGCCCUGGAGCUCACCAGGCGUACGAUGGCGUACGACCGCCGCCUCGAGCCCCGCGUGGGCGAACGGGUGCCCUACGUGAUCGUGUACGGGAUGCCCGGCGUGCCCCUCAUCCAGCUGGUGCGUCGGCCCAUGGAGGUCCUGCAGGACCCCGGCCUCCGCCUCAACGCCACGUACUACAUCAGCAAGCAGAUCCUGCCGCCGCUGGCCCGCAUGUUCCAAUUGAUCGGUGUGGACGUGUUCGGCUGGUACCAGGAGCUCCCCAGGAUCCAUAAGGCGUCCUGCUCCUCGGCCACGGUUGGAGAGGACGUUGGGAGGAAGGGAACCAUCUCCCAGUACUUCACCACGCUCCACUGCCCUGUGUGUGACGAGCUGACCCAGCUGGGCGUGUGCUCGCGGUGCCGCUCCGAGCCCCAGCGAGUUGCGCUGACGCUCCACCGGGACAUGAGACUGUGGGAGAGUCAGCAAGACCAGCUGCUGAAGAUCUGCAGGAACUGUAGCGGCUGUGCAGAGCGGCAGGUGGCCUGUGUGUCUCUGGACUGUCCCGUCCUCUACAAGCUGUCCCGGGUCAACAGACAGCUCUCCAAGGCCCCCUACCUCCGACAGCUGCUGGAGCAGUUCUGAUUGGCUCCUGAACCCCCGGAGCUCCCCACUGAUAUGGUGCUAAAAAUCUCUCCCGCCCUCUGUGUUUGAUUGUCCACUCAGUUGUAAUAGUUUAUAUGGUGCUUCGAUCGAACCCUGUCAGGGUUUUCAUUCUGUCUUGUAACUGUUGUUCGUCAUCUGAAUAUCAUCUGAAUAUUUUUCAGACUGUCUGGUUUGUGCCCCCCCCCGACCCCCCCAGGUUUUGUGUGUGUCUUCAUGCUUGUUUGCUGCCAUCUCCAUUAGCUGCUAUGAGCGGAGCAAAGUCUUUGGUGAAACAGCGGCCGACUGUAGCAGUUUGAAACUCAUUGUCUUAUAAAGGAGCUCCUUACAAGUCGAAAGACAAACUACAUUCAAACCACUAUUGACUUUUCUUUAUUUUUUCUAUUGACUGCAGCCUUUUUUGUAAAUAGUUCCUGUAUAGCGCCGUCUUUAUUCUCAUUGUGCAUUAACAAAAAAGAAACUACGACUAUGAAUGCAAUCACAUCUGUUUUUAUGCAUUCUGCUUUCAGGAUGCCAUUUUUCAUAUUUCUUUUAACCUUGAUUGUAUUGGUAUCCAUUUUUGCAGAUUUGACACUUCAUACUCCCGUCUGAGUGUAGGAACUGGAAACUAUUUCAGUUUUUUCACACACAAAAAAAAUUCUGGGACUGUUGCAAUACUGUGUUUUGAUAAUUUAUGUUAUGAAGAGUCUAUCACAUGGUUGUGUACAUUUACAAUUUUCUGAGCAAAAAAAAAAAGAGAAAGAAAUCUGUCAUCAAACCAUUUCAAGAUCCAAUUCUCCAUACAGCCGUACACAGAAUCUGUGUAUUUGUAUAAAUGUAAAAAAUAAUAAUGAAGGCGGUGUUUUUUGUUUGUUUUUAAUGGACAUUGCUGUGGGUCGAGGUUUGAGAUUGAUAUAAUAAAAAAGUCAAUGUAUUAAAAUGCA
This is a messenger RNA of Pseudoliparis swirei, 2348 nucleotides long. RefSeq names its product DNA polymerase zeta catalytic subunit-like. The annotation marks the transcript as partial. The record is from RefSeq and is a predicted model, not a curated record. The transcript has 8 exons. Gene Ontology annotation, cellular component: zeta DNA polymerase complex; nucleus. Gene Ontology annotation, biological process: error-prone translesion synthesis; double-strand break repair via homologous recombination. Gene Ontology annotation, molecular function: DNA binding; DNA-directed DNA polymerase activity; nucleotide binding. Lineage: Eukaryota; Metazoa; Chordata; Actinopteri; Perciformes; Liparidae.